Molecule: messenger RNA, 4298 nt
Organism: Anarrhichthys ocellatus (wolf-eel)
Lineage: Eukaryota; Metazoa; Chordata; Actinopteri; Perciformes; Anarhichadidae
Gene: sema4f
Product: sema domain, immunoglobulin domain (Ig), transmembrane domain (TM) and short cytoplasmic domain, (semaphorin) 4F
Exons: 15
Coding region: 745-3312 (855 amino acids)
Biological process (GO): neural crest cell migration; negative chemotaxis; semaphorin-plexin signaling pathway
Cellular component (GO): plasma membrane
Molecular function (GO): chemorepellent activity; semaphorin receptor binding
Source: RefSeq, a predicted model, not a curated record
GAGGGCGGGGCGCGAGACGUUCGGCUCCUACUCAGUCAGCGCUCGAGCGUUGUAGCAGCACACAUCCUCUAGCCCGGUCACUAUCCGCCCUCCACAGCACCGUGAACCGUGCCAGCGCUCGAGCGACACAGCGCGCGGUCAGAAUUUGGUUUCACUUCACGGACCUCAACGUGAUUUUCCUGCUUUAUUUUCCUCACAUGCUUUUAAACUGAAGAAGAGCGGAGUUUUUUUUUCUACCAGCGGGACAAGCUCGGCGACACCGGGACACAGAGCGGGGAUAAGAGCGAGGCUUCAGCUUAUUAUAACCCGGGACACUGGGCAUUAUUCCUGCACGAGAGGACGGUACUUUGGAUUACUCUGACGCACAGUUGUGACUGGAAUACACCACAAAUAUAACUACAACAACGUGCCAUCUGGUUCUUAGCAUGUCGCUUUUCAUAAGUAGGUAAUACAAUACAUGAGCGGAUGCAUGCAUUAAUGUGCGCUUUGUGCAGAUUUUAGCUCCGGGAAGAGCGGUAACCUGUAGCAGAAUAGCAGAAUAAAACGUUUCAGGAAGCUUUUUUUUUUUUUUGAAAUAACCCAAAACUUAUCUGACAUUGUCUUGGAGCGUGCUCUGCGCCUUUUUUUGAAUUCGAAGAAACCUGCGAAGCCCAGACAGGAUCAGGAUGCAUCACAGCUGAAACCACGAGUCCGGGACUUUGGUGUUGAAAUCAGAUCGGACGGACCUCCAGGAGCCGAAUCACGAUGAGUCCUGACGGUGCCAUGUUGGCCCUGCUACCGACGCUGUGCCUGCUUUCCGGAGCCACCUGGGCAGCGACUCUGGGCGGGCUGGGAGACAAAAUUAAAAUUCUUGUGCCGGAGAAGUUCCAGGGCGUGGCCAACUUCAGCACCUUCCUGCUGGACCGUUCAACAGGCACGCUGUUCCUGGGUGCCAGGGAUGCCAUACUGGCUGUGGACACCGACAAGCUGAACCAAAAACCAAAAGUGAUUGUUUGGGAUGUGCCGGAGGAGAAGAGGAGGUCUUGUGUGGCAAAGGGAAAGACGGAGGUCGACUGUAACAAUUACAUCCGUCUGCUGGAAUUUCUUGGCGACGGACGCAUCUACGUGUGUGGCACCUACGCCUUCGACCCCCAGUGUGCCUUCCUGGAGCUCUCCUCCUUCACCCUGGAGAAAGCCGAGGAUGAAGGGGUGAAGAUGGAGACGGGGAAGGGCAAGUGUCCCUUUGAGCCGAGUCAGCACUACACAGCUGUUAUGGCAGCUGGUACUCUAUACACAGCAGCCACCAGUAACUUCCUGGGAACGCUGUUCGACAUCUCCCGGGCAACGGGCGCUGAGCAGGAGCGCAUCCGAACUGAGCGAUCCAUCAACUGGCUGAGUGACCCCGAGUUUGUGAGCUCAGCCUUCAUAGAGCAGUCUGCAGACAGCAACCCGACAGGAGACGAUGACAAAAUCUACUUCUUCUUCACCGAGGUGGCCAAAGAGUAUGAUCUAUACACCAAAGUCAAAGUGCCCAGGGUGGCACGCGUCUGCAAGUCUGACGUGGGAGGGAUGAAGACUCUGCAGCGACGUUGGACCACAUUCCUCAAGGCCCAGCUGGUGUGUGAGGACAAGCCGAGCGGUCAGCGCUACAACAUCCUGACUGAUGUUUUCACCACGGAACACACACCGGGCGAUCCCAGCAGCACACACUUCUACGGGCUGUUCACCUCCCAGUGGGAGCGUGAAGAGUUGUCAGCAGUGUGUGUUUUCAGUCUGUCUGACAUCAGCAAAGUGUUGGACGGCCCCUUUAAAGAGCUGAAGAAGACCUGCGAGAACUGGAUCAUCCCUGAACCUGUUCCCACACCAAGGCCUGGCCAGUGUUUGAACAAUGCUUUGAAGGCUGAGGGCUUCGAGUCCUCACUCAAACUUCCCGACAAGGUGUUGACAUUCGUGAGGGACCACCCCCUGAUGGAGAACAGUGUAACUGCAGCGCCCCUGCUGGUGCGGAAGGGAAUCCGAUACACCAAGCUGGCUGUAACUCAGACGGGCAGCGAGGACGACGAGUGGAGGGCAGCAGUGCUGCACCUUGGAACGGAUCGCGGGGAGCUCCACCAAGUGGCAGUAGUGGGCCAGAACGCCACCUUACUGCAGGAGCUUUCUCUGUUCACCUCACAAGAGCCUGUCAACAAUAUAUUGCUGCACCAGGGCCGGGCUCUGGUGGGCAGCCCUCUGUCUCUGGCUCGUGUCCAGGCUGAAGGCUGCUCUCUGUAUCCCAGCUGUGUGGUGUGUGCCAGAGCCAGAGGACUGGGCUGUGUGUGGAGCACAGAGGAGGAAGCCUGCAGGCCCACAACAGCAGAGCCUGGUCCAGGUGAUAUUGUAGACAACGCCUUGAGAAAGUGUGAUAUAGCAGAGGGGCGUUGCACCCCGUCUAUGAGGGAGCUGCGAGUCUCUGUGGGUCUGCGCCUCCUGUUGCCGUGUGUCCAGCUGUCUCCCCGGUCCUGUAGCUGGGAGCAUCCCCCCCACGGACACACCCGGCAGCACCACUCUGACCUGGAGGUGACUGUCACCAAGGACAGCCUUGGGAAAUACAUAUGCACAUGCCAGGAGGCGGGACCAGGUAGCAGAGACCCCACCCCCUGCCGCAGAGCAGCCUAUCACUUGACACUGGAAGGCCCCAGUGCUGGAGGAGCCGUGGCGGCAGCAGGAGGUCGUCACGUCCUGGCCAUCUACAUCCUUUUCUUCAUCCUGGGUUUAGCGUUUGGUGUAUUUCUCCUCUACUUCGUGACACGUCGCCGCAGCAUUGCCCGCCAGGGUCACCACCUCCCUGAUAAUUCGCUGUCAUCAGAUAAAGGGCGGGACUUGCUGGGCUCCUCAGCCACGCCGCAGUCUCCCAGCAGUGCCAGCCUGCUGUCCGAGGGAUUCAGAUUGACAGAAAAACGCAACGGGACGGCGACCACAAACACGACCACAACGCUUCUAAGCAACCAGGGGAAUGGUGGUCACCUUGGGAACAGCUACAGCGACACCCUGAUCCACAGCAACCCCAGCAACGGCCACGGGAAUGCUCUGUAUGCCAACUGCAACACAAGCAGCAGCGGGCUGAAGUUAACCUCUGAAAUUUUAGCUGCAAACUUGCUGGAUGGAAGGACGGGGGAGAGGGAGAUGGGGAGGCCUGAGGCGGUAGAGAGGAAGUUGAGGGAGGGGGAUGAGGUGGAUGAGGGUCUGGGGGACGGGUUAGGGGAGGGAUUAAAAGGACUAGAGGAGGAGAUGGCCAGCUUUCCCAUGUUUAAAUCACCAGCACCACUGGCCAAGUGUGAAGAAAGCUCAAUAUGAAAAGAUACAAAUGUUGACCGCACCAUUUUGCAUCCUCCAAACAAACUGAAUAAAACCGGGAGGACGACAUAAUGGCUACUGUCAAAUGCCUUUGACUGGGAGAUGUGGCAUGAAGAGAGACUACAGAGAUAUAUGAGAAAUAUAUGAUAAUUCUACGCCAUGCAUGUGAGAGAGAAAACGUGUUACAGUGCUGUGAGUCAUUCAGGAUGAGAGCCACCGCUAAAUAAAUGUCAGAUGUAAUAUAAAAUGUAAAUAUGAACAGUCUGAACUUGACUGUGGACACGGAGCUGAGUGUGAUGUCACUCAAUUUAAAUGUUUAAAAAAAAAAGAAAUCAAAGAUGAAAUGUCUACAUGUGUAGACAUAGAAAAGCCAUAUUGUCCUUCUCCUUAACUUAACUGCUGUUGUUUGCUCUCUCAUUCUCUUCUCCUGAUGGCACUGCAAAAGAAAAGUGCACUUUGAAUGUCUCAGCAUCUCUCUGUAUUUAUGUUCCUCUCUCUGACACACCAUUCAGACCCCAGACCUCAUCAGGUCCAAAGGCACCAAGGGACUGCUGAGCCAUAGACUGCCCGGUCGGAUUGCACGGGGGGGCCUGGGCUUCAAACAGAGAGGUGUCCCUCUCGGAGACUAAAGACCCAUAAAGGGAGUCCCUCACAUGGGCUACAGUGACCGUGACCGGGCUGUCCCUGCCUACACUUCCGCAGAGGUCAAGAGGGCGAUAGGGUUCGAGGACACCUGCCAGAUUUGUGUGAAUGUGGAAAGUUUAAAAUGCACAGCAGAUGCAAGUGACAGCUGCCCAGAUCUGUCACUGUUCACCUUCACAGUUACUGAGGCAGGAGUUAAUGAUUUUUUAAAGAUGUGAAAUUCAUUUCAGUCUCACGAAAUGGACCUUGCCAGACACAAAGUCACCAUCACCUCGUUUUGUGAGUUUGAAACUUAAAAAAUGUAUUGUUUUUGUCAUGUUGUUUUGUAAUAAAGCCUAAAAAAG